AUGAAUACUACUGUUUCAACAUCCUUUGAAGAACACAUGGCAUUACCGGAUUUGGUGAUAGAUGCAUUACGUAGUCUUACUUCGAAUAGAGGUCACAUGAUUACCGAAGGACCCGAAAUAACCAAUUUCAGUCAUUCAAGGAAUUCAUCAUCACGUAUUUCAUCUCACAUUAAUGAACCUGCUGGCUUAAUUACCAACAACAUUACAAAUCCUGCCGUUUCAUCAGCAUCGAUACCAUUAUCAUCAACACCUUUUCUACCACCACCGCCUUUUCUACAAAAUUCACAUCUUUCACCAAUACGACAGAGACGAGCAACGAUGAUACAUCGUCGAAAUCCUGCUACAAAUCCAAACGAACCAUUUCUAUAUUUACCUCCACCUCCAUUUCAACAUACAACAACAGCAUAUAAUCAUCCAUCAUAA
This is a messenger RNA of Rotaria sordida, 423 nucleotides long. NCBI's taxonomy places the organism in Eukaryota, Metazoa, Rotifera, Eurotatoria, Philodinida, Philodinidae. The record is from the annotation of a GenBank genome assembly.